This is a messenger RNA of Cydia fagiglandana, 1867 nucleotides long. RefSeq names its product 5-hydroxytryptamine receptor 1A-alpha. NCBI's taxonomy places the organism in Eukaryota, Metazoa, Arthropoda, Insecta, Lepidoptera, Tortricidae. The coding region runs from base 188 to 1636 and encodes 482 amino acids. Gene Ontology annotation, molecular function: G protein-coupled receptor activity. Gene Ontology annotation, cellular component: membrane. Gene Ontology annotation, biological process: G protein-coupled receptor signaling pathway. The transcript has 2 exons. The record is from RefSeq and is a predicted model, not a curated record.
CGCAGUUCACACAGUUGUCAACCGACAGCGUUGAGAGAAAGACGCGGUCGCCCCGACCGUUGUGUUCUCAAAACUUUACGCGACUACCACUGCAGCGACUUGCUUCUGGAUUGUAUUUCGUACUGAAAGUGUCUAGUUACGUGCAGUGUUUUGUUAUAGUGAUGACUGUUGACUGGAAACUGCUUUCAUGUCUCCUGGACAAACGUUAAUGUCAGAGGAGAUGGAAGCUAAGGACCGGCUGGUUGAGGAGGUUGUGCUCCUGGUUCUCUACCUGGUGUCGGCGGCUGCCAACUCGCUGGCGCUGCUGGUGUUCUGCCGACGACCCGGGCUCAGAACAGUGUCCAAUCGGUUCGUCAUAAACUUGCUGGCGACGAAUUUGCUGACGACGUCCAUGUUGGCGCCUGCGCUGUUUGGCGAACAUUCCACGCUGAUCCGAUCGGAACAGAUGGCCUGGUUAGAGGCGGGCGACGCCGCCGCUGCGGCUUGCAGCCUUGCCGCACUGCUCUCGGUCACGCUGAUCGCGCUGGACCAACACCACGCAGUGACAGACCCGCUGCGUUGCCACACCCGCCUGCUUCAACGCAGGCCCGUCGUCCUGUGCGCCACUACUUGGCUCAUCGCCGCUUCGGUAGCAGCGAUUCGCGCCACCAUUGCCGUAGUCCGCCACUUCUACCCGGACGAGCCAAUCGUGCAGGGUGUUGAGCUAGUUUAUUCCAUCGUGUACUUAAUUCUUGGCAUCCUCGCUCCGGCUACCGUUGUCUGCGUUAUGUAUGCGAGAAUUUACCGAGCGGCGCGCUCCUCCGGUCUCCGAGCGCGAGCCCACGGGGCCAGCGCGCUGCAGCUCCACGAACCUCAUGCCAACUUACCAGAUCUCAUUGAAGAAGGCGAAGGUCUUACUCUUAAGAUUGAUGUACCCGAAAACGGUCCCACGGAAGAGACUGAUCGCAAAUUCGGCCCGUUCCUGCUUCCUCCAGAUCAGCCGCGUCGGUGCCCCUCUGUCGCAAGUUUGAGAAAUGCGCGAAAAGAUGGGAAAUCGAACGAGGAUUUGAGGAAAGGCUUGCCGGCGGUGAGCUCUGCUCCGUCGCUAGCGGCGCCUCUGUUGGCCGUACAGCCGCGGACGCCGGUCCCUUCCGCAAACGGCUCGAGGAUUACGUCGAUCCGGUGCAGAAUUUCAAAUGCAUCACUUUUCCGCUACCGCGAGGAGUCUCGCGCGGCCCGCGUCGGAAUCCUUACCGGCGCGCUAGUGAUGCUGCAUAUCCCACACGCCGUCACCGCCGCGGUGUCAGCGGCCUCGCCUGGGCUAGGCGACUACGCCCGCACGCCCGCCCUGGCGCUCCUGUUGCUGGCGUCUGCGGCUUCCCCGUUCCUGUUUGCGCUGCGGUCGCGGCGCGUGCAGCGUGAGGCGCGUCGCUUGCUGUUGCCUGAGAAAAGCGCGUGGGAGCGCGCCUCGGGCGUGGCAUCGGCAGCGGUGGCCGACGGGCAGCGCGCUCGCGCGGCCCUGGAGCUGCUGAGAACCCUGUCGCCCGGGAACGCUAGAGAAGCGCCGCCGGCGGGAAACGCUGGAGAGGCGGGUGCGUGCCGAGGCUCCUUCAGCUCGGGCGGCAGCACCCAGCUGUCGUCCGCGUCGGACGAGUGACCGCCGCCCCCGCCGCCCCGGCCCGCGCGGCCCACCCGGGUGCACUUCGCGCGACCCACCGCUCUACUUAUCUGUGAUACUAAGUUAAGCCACGCGCUCGGCGCGACUGCCAGACUGAUAUAGUUUAAGUUAAUUUAUUAAUGUGUCAAUGUACCUUGCCGCUAAGCGGACAACUUUUAUUACCUGAUAUAAGUAAGUGUAUGGAAAUAUUAAAAUUCGUAUCGAAAUUUA